CCAAUGAAAGGAUAAGCCGUAUUAAUGCUAUAAAAUGGUUGAAGGGGUUUGAUGAGCAAAAGGAGAGGGAAAACGAGAUAGAAACAUGGCAAACUGGUCAGCUGAAAAUGCCAUAAAGGCCUAUCUCAGCACCCUGAAAAUGGGCAACAAGACAAAACAGCCAGAUGUAGACAUAGCUGAAUUCAUCUCAGCUCUGGCCGCUGGCAACAACUCUCAGCUCAUGGUGGUGGCUUCUGCCGGAGCCGCAGACUCCACCACCCUAGCCCUGGUGGCUGCCGCCCAUCAGACAGGUGGCCGCGUCGUCUGCAUCCUUCCCAGCCUUCAAGAACUAGGCUUAUCACAAGAAGCUCUAGGACUACCCAAUGCAAAUCAUAUUGAGUUUGUCAUUGGAGAAGCCAGAAAUUUGUUACUGAAUUACUACUCUGAAGCAGAUUUUGUGGUCAUUGACUGUAAGCUGAAGGAUUUUGGAGAUAUUUUCAGAGCAAUGGAGGCUGGGAGGGAUUCUAAUUAUAAUGGUGGAGUUGUUUUGGGAUACAACGUGCUUUGCAAUGGUUCAGUACUGCAGCAAUGGAGAGAACUGAAAGGCCAGUUGUUGCCCAUAGGAAAAGGGUUGUUGGUGGCCAGAAUUAAUGCUGCAAAUUCCAGGAAAAACAAUGGAGGUGGCUGUGUCUCUGCCUGUACUUCUGGGAAGAGGAAGAGCCAUUGGGUUGUCAAGGUGGAUAAAUGCACUGGUGAAGAGCAUGCUUUUAGGGUUAGACUGCCCGGAAGGUGCUUGAAGCCUAGCGAGGUUUAGGUGCACCGGUGUGACAGUACGUACGGUCUUGUCUUAAAAAGGGCUCUCGGGAAGAAUGCGAAAAUCUUAUUUAUAAGCCAUAUAUAGUUCAUCCUUGACUCGCUUUGAUCAACAUGGGAUUCUCCCUCCCAACACUGCUAGUUCAAGUCUAUUUCAAGGUUUCCAUGGUGACUAGGUUUUCUUCCACUUGUCAACCAGACUUGGGAGGAUUAUUAGGUUAUAAAUCUAGAAUACGGAAUUGAAGGUGUAAAAAUAGAUCAAUUAUGUAUGUAUUUCAUUCUAUCACAUUCAGUUCUUGAAAGCAAUGGUACUAAAUAUUUCAAAUUC
Messenger RNA from Diospyros lotus (date-plum), 1120 nucleotides. RefSeq lists its product as uncharacterized. NCBI's taxonomy places the organism in Eukaryota, Viridiplantae, Streptophyta, Magnoliopsida, Ericales, Ebenaceae. The transcript has 2 exons. The record is from RefSeq and is a predicted model, not a curated record. Bases 86 to 793 code for a protein of 235 amino acids.